This is a messenger RNA of Canis lupus familiaris (dog), 2142 nucleotides long. RefSeq names its product collagen alpha-1(I) chain-like. Bases 1 to 1926 code for a protein of 641 amino acids. The transcript has 7 exons. The record is from RefSeq and is a predicted model, not a curated record. Lineage: Eukaryota; Metazoa; Chordata; Mammalia; Carnivora; Canidae.
AUGCAGAGCCCUUCUGGGAAAGUCUUCCAGCUCCCGCGAGAGGAGGGGGCAUUGCCAGUCGCUGGGGCGGGUGCAGGCCACCACGCCCAGGCCUCUGCGCCGAGCUGCCGUUCACUCAGGCUGCGCGCCGUGCGGGCCGGGCUGUGCGCCGGGGGCCCGUGUCCUGCCGUGUGUGAUCUGAGUGUGGACAUGUGCGUGCGGACCUGCGUGCUCUGUGUGAUUGGAAGGUCUCUGCUGGGGCUGAACCCCCGGAAGGAGCAGGUGGGAGGAAGGGCGGGUGACAGAUACUCAGCCAAGAACCUGGCAGGCCGGGUGCUCAGCCAAGUGCAGACGGAGGCCCCCGUGUCCCCUGGCCGCGGUCCCUCCACGCGCACCCCCUUCCCCGCAGCCCGGGGGCUAACAGUGCUGCUCACAGGGGCGCCUCCUGUCCUGGCCAAGUACAGGGACCGGGGCUGCAAAGAUCCUUUGCACAAGGAAGGACCCUCCGCCCCCAAGUUUGAGGUGUCCCUGUCCCUGAAGCAGACGGUGGGGGUGGACCCUGAGCCGGGCUCCUGCAGGCGCAAGAGUCCGUGCCCCCUGGUGCUGUCAGGACUCUUUGCCCUUGAUGACGACUUCCUGGUGUGGUGGUGUCAGGCCGCCUGGCCUCUGCCCCGACCCUCCGCCCGGGAGUUUCCUUUGCCCGCUCAGCCCCCUGGACGGGGUGCCCUGGGGCAGGUGGCUGCGCCUCUCGUGCCGACCCCCGCCUCCUGCUCGGCGAGCGGAGACUGGGGCUCAGCCUUCGUGGCCAGCACCCCCGGGGGCCCCAGGCCCUCCCCCCCACCCCGGUUGUUGGAGCCGCCAGCCGCGGGGUCCCCAGCUACUCACACGGCCCCUCGGUGUGGCGACCUCUGCGACCUCGGGGUGGCCGAUGAGCGCAGGUGUGUUCCCAGGAGAGCUCAGGAGGCGGAACGCCAGAGCCGAGGGGUCAGGGAAACCCGCACCCAGCCCUGUCUCCUGCCCUCCCAGACGGCGGGUGGGCCAGGUCGGGGGUCUCUCUGGGGGUCAGGGCAGGCUGGGGGCCCCCGUGCGCCGAGGCGCAGGGGGACAGCGUCUGUUCUCUGUGCUGGGACGCGUGGCCACUGCAGAAACCGGGGGGCCUGGGGGGCUGCGCUGGCCCGUGAUGCUGCCCUGCGUGCCCCCUGCCCUCAUGCUCGCUCGUCCCCCACCCAGCACAGGCCUGUCGCCCCGACCCCAGCUCCCUGCCCUGCACCCUCAGAGCCGCGCGGGAGCCAGAGCCUCCCCCAAGGGCACCCGCGUGACUCCAGGGAGAGUUCAGAGCUCAGAGCAGCCCCGGGGCUCCAGGCCAGUGUCCCUGCUGAGGUCCCAGGAGACACUUCCUGUCGCAGGGGAGGUCCCCAGGGGCUGCCGCGGCUGGGCCUGGAGCCUCGAGGACGCCGCCUGCACAAGGCCGGCCCGCUGCCCGCGCCUGUCGGAGCCCCGUGUACGGGGUGUCUGCGUGCAGCCCGCUGUGAAGCAUCGGGGGGGGGGUGUGGCCCCGCCUCAGGUGACCGUGUCUGUGCUCGUGAUCGCGGCUCCAAGGGUUGCCCCCCGCGUGGGGGUUUGGAGGCGUUCUUGCGUGCGGCUGGGUGCACCGGGCCUGCGUCUGCUCCUUGUGACUUUGCACGUGUGUGCUGGGGCAGGGUGACCCCUGGGGAGGGCAGACACUGGACAGGGGCAAACCCUCUCCCCCAGCGCCGCCGAGCCUCGCACAGGCCAGCGUGUGUCCUGCUCCCCCUGCCCCCGCCCCAGCCAGGUUUGAACCCCGACUCUCCCCUGGAGAGUGCAGCCACCUCGGCCCACGACCCAGCCUCUCUGAGCCAGGGCCUCGUCUGCAGAGUGGAAGCCGAGCUGCUGCCCCGGGAGCCGCGCACAGCGCAGGUCCCGUAGCCCCUUUCCUGCUGCGGUGAUUACCAUCCCGCUGCGUGGAUGGGGGCUCGUCCCCACCCACCGAGGGGCAUCGGGGUGCUUCUGAGUUUUGGCCAUUGCAACUACGGCUGCCGGAAACGUCGUGGGCAGGAUUUUGUGUGGAUGGAUGUCGUCUACGCCUUUGGGUAAAAGCUGAGGAACGUGAUUGCUGGACUGAACGGCAACGGGACGUUUGGU